Messenger RNA from Didymodactylos carnosus, 669 nucleotides. Lineage: Eukaryota; Metazoa; Rotifera; Eurotatoria; Philodinida; Philodinidae. The record is from the annotation of a GenBank genome assembly.
AAGGUUGAAUUUAGCUUAUAAAUUAUAAGCUAUAGAAUUUGCAGUUAGAAGAGCUGUCAUACAUCAUAACUUUCACUUCACUUGCGCGCCGUUGUUAAUCAAAUUUCAAGUUUCUGUUUUCGAUGGUUACUGGAGAAUCUGAUUACAUCGAAUUUCAUCGUUUCAUUUCGUGAAUUCUAAGAAAAUCUAGCCUACAUUGUUAUAUAAUUUCUUUCUUCUUUAUUUCGGUGAAAUAACAUGCCAGCAAAAAGAAAUUCAUCGAAUAAAGUAAUUAAUACCAGAUCCAAACGAGCUAAAAUAGAUAGUGGAUCUUGUGAUGCUACGACAGCACCACUGACGCCAACACCAACCGCCCUAGUAGAUACAUCUUAAAUUCAAGCGGAAGAAAUACAGAAGGAGUUGUUACGUCUUGCUUUAAAGCAGUUAGGCAUUGAUGCACCGCCAAGCUCUUCUCUCAUUACCUUGAAUGAAUUUUAUGAAUUUAACAAACAUAAACAAGAAUCGACGACAUCAAUGAUGCCUGUCAAUAUACCAUCGAGUUCAACAACAGACGAAGCUGCUCAUAAAGAGAUAGAAGAUGCUUUGCGUGAGUUGACUACAGUUGGUACUGUUGAUGCUAUAUCAAAUACUUCUUCCAAAUUGCUAAUGCAGAAACCAAUACCUAUGUAA